Messenger RNA from Angiostrongylus costaricensis, 336 nucleotides. NCBI's taxonomy places the organism in Eukaryota, Metazoa, Nematoda, Chromadorea, Rhabditida, Metastrongylidae. The record is from the annotation of a GenBank genome assembly.
AUGGCCAAAAGUUUACGCUCAAAGUUCAAGCGCAAGAUCCGAGCAUUGGCACGGGCGAAAAAAGCCCAUAAAGAAGCUGUCUGGCUUCAGGAAGCCGUGUCUAGAAGGGAUGUUUAUGAACAGGAACAAGCUGACAUUGAAAAAUGUGUCACUCCUGGCACUACCGUACACCUAAAUCCUGUUAGAAGGGCGACAAUUAACGUAAAUACUAUGAAGAAGCAAGAUGGCACUUAUCCUCCAUGGAUUAGUGGAACAUGUAAAAAACUGAAUUGUUAUGGCAAAAAUUGCAAUGUGGCAAAAUUUGAGGUAGAUGUUAGAGUUGCAUUGUUCUCUUGA